AUGCGGAGAACUAGAAUCUGGUAUCAGACUGAUUCGAAUUUUACUGAAACUGGUACAAAUUUUAAGGUUUCAUUGAGCACAAACAGAGAUUUUGAUACUUUUGGGGGACUUUUGAUUUGGCUCAGAAGCUUCCUAGAAGGAAGAAGGAACUGCUACAACUUAAAACGAAAACAAGGCAAGAACAACACGUACAAGGAUGACAUCUACGAUCGCAUGUGGCGCCAGAUUAAUGUUAAAUCAUGGCAUCCAUUCAAUAGCUCUGUAGAUAUUCAUACUCAAGGCAUAAACGAUUCUUAUAAAUUACCUGCAGCUCAAGGUUAUGUUCGUUUUAACAUUAGUGCAACAUUAGAAUCCGAUGCUCCCCCCAUCCUCAUUGCUUUUGAGGCUUUUAAACUGAUAUCUCCGUUACCUUCCCGACGGACAAGCAAGAUGGAAUUUGAGCGCAAGCAAAUUGACAGGAAACAUGAUUACGUCAUUCUCACAACUUAUAGAGUUAGAGUCAUUGUAAGUAUAAAACAGGAUUUAUCGUAUAACGACUUGUCAGGAUCGCUGCCAGAAUUUCUAGCUUAUUUGCCAAAGUUGAAACUCCUUAAUUUGACUGGCAACAAGCUAACGGGCUCAAUUCCUAAGGCUCUUAAAGAGAAGUCAGAUGUAAAUUUGCGAUUGAGUUUGUUUGAUAAUCCUGGUCUUUGUUUGGCGGAUUCAUGCAAAAAGAAGAAGUUUGUUAUUCCACUUACUGCAUCAAUUUCAGUCUUGAUCGUAAUCCUCUUGGUUUCUCCAGUGGUGUGGAUCGUCAAAAUGAAAAAUCUUAAAGUCAAGAUCACUGAUAACUUUCAAAACUUGAUUGGGGAAGGAGAAUUUGGAAAGGUUUAUUCUGGAACUCUCACAAAUAGUACUCGAAUUGCUGUUAAAGUACUCUCUCAAUCAUCCAUGCAGGGUUACAUGGAAUUUCGAUCUGAGGUAAAACUCUUAAUGGUUGUUCAUCAUAGACAUUUAGUUUCUCUGAUGGGCUACUGUGAAGAAGGUAUAGUGAGGGCAUUAAUUUAUGAAUAUAUGGCUAAUGGAAACCUUCAACAACAUUUAUCAGAUAAAAAACCAAAUGUUUUGAAAUGGAAUGAGAGGCUUCAAAUUGCAUUGGAUGGUGCACAAGGACUAGAUUAUUUGCAUAAUGGUUGUAAGCCACCAAUAGUCCAUAGAGAUUUAAAAACUUCCAAUAUUUUACUAAAUGAGAAUAUACAAGCCAAGAUUUCUGAUUUUGGGCUAUCUAGAGCUUAUGUAAAUGACAUCGACACUUACAUGUCAACCCACCCCGUUGGAACACUUGGUUAUGUCGAUCCUGAGUGA
Molecule: messenger RNA, 1344 nt
Organism: Prosopis cineraria
Lineage: Eukaryota; Viridiplantae; Streptophyta; Magnoliopsida; Fabales; Fabaceae
Product: putative leucine-rich repeat receptor-like serine/threonine-protein kinase At2g19230
Exons: 11
Coding region: 1-1344 (447 amino acids)
Biological process (GO): protein phosphorylation
Molecular function (GO): ATP binding; protein kinase activity; protein binding
Source: RefSeq, a predicted model, not a curated record